Messenger RNA from Cercospora beticola, 1626 nucleotides. RefSeq lists its product as uncharacterized. The record is from RefSeq and is a predicted model, not a curated record. NCBI's taxonomy places the organism in Eukaryota, Fungi, Ascomycota, Dothideomycetes, Mycosphaerellales, Mycosphaerellaceae. Gene Ontology annotation, biological process: transmembrane transport. Gene Ontology annotation, molecular function: transmembrane transporter activity. Gene Ontology annotation, cellular component: plasma membrane.
AUGUCUACUGCAUCGCAAGAGAAUGUUGACCCGCAAGGAGACGUUAUGAAAGCAGAAGCCAAUUCAUCUUCCAGCAGCGAAAGCGCGGGAGAUGCUGUCACUCAUACUCGAAAGAUCCGAGGCCUUCCAUGGUUCCUCACCGUCGUCGCUGUCCUCUCCAGCAUGCUCAUGUAUGCUCUUGACACAACAAUCACAGCAGACCUCGGUCCUAGCAUCGUGACACAAUUCGACAGCAUCGAACUUCUCCCCUGGCUUUCGGUCGGAUUCAUGCUCGGAGGCAUAGUCGUCGUUCUCCCACUUGGCAAGCUCUAUGGCAAAUUCAACGCAAAAUGGCUCUACAUCAUCUCUCUGGUCAUCUUCCUUGCAGCUUCGGCAAUCUGUGGAGCUGCACCCAACAUGGACGCUAUGAUUGUCGGCAGAGUCUUCCUUGGUGCCGCCGGCAGUGGAAUGUAUUUCGGUGUUCUGAAUUUGUUGUCUGUAUAUACGGAAGACAAGGAACGUCCGAUUUAUCUCUCACUCGUUGGAUUCAUCUGGGGCAUCGGCACUGUUCUUGGACCUGUCGUUGGAGGAGGCUUCGACAAAGUCUCGUGGAGGUGGGCUUUCUACCUGAAUUUGUUCAUUGGUGGCGUGUUCGCUCCAAUCUACGUCUUCUUGUUGCCGCCUUCGGAUCCACAACCUGGGAUGGCUACUAAAGCACGACUGAGCAAUUUCGAUGGGCUUGGAUCCUUACUCUCAACUGGCUGCUUGCUCUGCGGCAUCAUGGCGAUUAACUUCGGGGGCGCAUUGUAUAGCUGGAGCAGUGGAAGCAUCAUUGCUCUGUUCGUCGUUGCAGGUGUGCUUCUGAUUGGCUUCAGCCUGCAACAAGUGUUCUCCUGGACGACCUCUGAGACCGAAAGAAUGUUUCCAGUCCAGUUCUUCCGCAGCAAAGAAGCAUGCUUGCUCUUCAUCUGUGCCGCAUGCUCGAACGCUGCAGGGUUCAUUCCGAUCUUCUAUAUUCCGGUCUACUUUAUCUUCUCAAGAGGCGACAACGCUCUGGACGCGGCUGUCAGGCUUCUGCCACUGAUCACGGUGAUGAGCGCAUCGAUUAUUGCGAACGGCUUCUUGAUGAGUCGGUGGGGCUACUACAUGCCGUGGUAUGUGGCCGGCGCAGCACUUGCUUUGGUCGGCAACGUUCUGCUCUCUUUGAUCACUGCUAAUACAGCAGUCGCCAAUAUCUAUGGCUACGAAGUACUAGUAGCAAUUGGAGCUGGUCUGUUCAUCCAAGCUGGAUACGCUGCCAUACAGACCGUGGUGGAGGCUGCUGAAAUGGCAUAUGCCAUCGCAUUCAUGAUGCUCGCACAAUUCAUUGGAAUCGUGUUUGGUCUUGCAGUGGCGGGCGCCGUUUUCGUCAAUGUCGCCAUAAGCUCGCUGCACAGGAUUCUACCUGGAACGCCCAGAGCUGAGAUCCAGGCAAUCAUUGGAGGCACAUCCUCGCACGCUCUUUCAGACAUGUCAGCAGAGUUGCGCGACCAAGUCAUCUCCACCAUCGUCGAGAGUUUGCAAGGCGUCUUCAUCGCUGCUUAUGCAGCAGCGGCUGUCGCUUUGAUUGCUUCUGUGUUCUUGAAGCGAAGCAGAGCUCUGGCAUAG